AUGGCGGCCAUUAGUACCUUCUUCCGCCUCCUCCUACUGAUCUCCUUCAUGCAGGCCCUUGUCAUGACAAACACUGUCUUCGACGUCAAGUUGGUCCACCGUGACUCCCCAAAGUCACCAUUGUACAAUAGCUCGAUGAUGACCUUCGAUCGCCUACAGGCCGCUGCCCUUCGCUCGGUCAACCGAGCUAGCUACUUGGCCAAGCGUAUCGCCAUGAAGACCUCCACCGACAUAGAUGUGCGCGUACACUAUGAUGAUUGGGAAUUCUUGAUGGAGUUCAGCUUGGGCACGCCAAACCCGCAACAUGUGUGGGGUAUUCUCGACACCGGCAGCAGUCUAAACUGGGUCAACUGUGUGGGGUGCGAAUGCUUCAACAAGACUGCCGCCCUAUUCAAUCAUAGUGCAUCCCUCUCCUACAACAAGUUUACUUGCAAUUCCGAUGAGUGCAAGAGCUUUUCCCAAGGUCAUUGCGAUGAUGAUCAGACGUGCGUGUACCAUUACGCCUACGCCGAUGGCACCAACAUCGACGGAAUGUUCUCCUCGGACACCUUCCGUUUCUACUCGUCAGAUACGAAGCAAUUUACAUCCAUUCCAAAUAUUCUAUUUGGUUGCAACUUUAGGUCCUUUGACACCAUCGACAAUGACUUCGGUAGCACCAUUGGGUUGGGCCCCUCGUCUCCAUCUCUGAUCCACCAGCUUGCCCCUAAGUACAUCGACAAGUACUUCUCCUACUGCCUGGACUCCUGGUACUAUGGGGGACUCGCUAGCAGGCUCUUCUUGGGACGCGGCAAUACCACUGUCACCGGAAAGGUGACUGUCACGUCAUUCAUGACACAAAAUAACGGCUAUGCUGUGCAGCUUAAUUCUAUCUCUAUCCCGGAUGAGUUCAACAUUGAUUACCAUACUAGGAAGUCCAAGUUGACGGCCGGCAAUAUCAUCUUUGACUCCGGCACUGCCAUGACUGUACUGGACACUCAAGUGGUGGAUGAGUUGGUAAGGAAAUUGACGGAUUAUGUUAGCUUGCCAACUGUGAAGCAGGAAGGAGAAUUCAAAUUGUGCUUCGAUGUGCACUCGACGGAACAAGAGGAGCAGUUGCCAGGGUUGUUGUUCUCAUUUGCUGGGGAGUUGGGGAACUUCAGUGUGAGCCCUGAAAACUUGUUUACAUGGUUUGGUGCGCAUGUGAAAUGCAUGGUGAUAUUGGGAACGAAUGAUAUACAGAUCUUUGGAAAUAUUAUGCAGAAAGAUGUUUUGGUUGGACAUGAUCUAGAAAAAAUGGAAUUAACCCUUACAGAGAAAAAGUGUAUCUAG
Messenger RNA from Zingiber officinale, 1308 nucleotides. RefSeq names its product aspartic proteinase CDR1-like. The record is from RefSeq and is a predicted model, not a curated record. NCBI's taxonomy places the organism in Eukaryota, Viridiplantae, Streptophyta, Magnoliopsida, Zingiberales, Zingiberaceae. Gene Ontology annotation, cellular component: extracellular region. The coding region runs from base 1 to 1308 and encodes 435 amino acids. The transcript has a single exon.